CAUCCCCCCCUCCCCCCCUCCCCCCCUCCCCCGACAAGAGUCAUAACCCCGACAAUGCGGUGCCUAUCAUCAACCCGAACUUGCCGUUACAGUCUUACUAUUACUCACUCGCGUCGAGGCUAUGGUAUAGAUUGCUUUUAGGUGGUACGCGACACUUUGGGUAUUGGGAGCACGACACUUAUCCUUAUCCAAGGGUCUACGCAACAUGGAAGACAAAAUGGCUGGAAUGAUUGCACUGCCCCCUGGCUCUCAGGUGCUCGAUGCCGGCUGUGGUGUUGGGCCCUCGCCAUGCGCAACGCUACGUGGCCAUGGACUACGCGUCGAUGCUAUCGAUGUCGUGGACCAUCACGUUGCCAAAGCCCAACGAAAUGUCGAGCGCUCGGGCUUACCAAAAAGGACAGUUAGAGUAUGCAAGAUAUAUUAUCACAAUUUAGAUAAAUUUGCUGCUGAUUCUUUCGAUGGUGUUUACACUAUGGAAAACCUUGUAUAUGCUACCCACCCUAAAAGGCAGCUUUUACCGCAUUCUGCGCCCCGGCAGCCCUCUUAUACAGUUCGAAUACGACCACAACUUUCUUGAUAGCGCAUCUCGUGAUAUUGCUGAUUCAAUGGUGAAGGUGAACAAGUAUGCUGCCAUGCCCACCUACGCUAUAUCAUACCCUGGGGUGGUCCGGCAGAUGCUAGAAGAUGCAGGCUUUGAAAAUAUUAUUGCCCAUGAUUUUUCUGAUUUAAUAUUCGCCCUAUGACACGGGUGUUUUCCUUUUUGCGGACAUUCCAUAUUUCUCUAUUCGCAUCUUAAAACUUGAACGCUACUUUAUGAAUACAGUUGCAGGUGCACAGUCUUACAAAGGUUGUAAUCACUGGCAUCAUGUAGCUAUUCCAGCCACAAAGCCUGGCGAUGUAAUCGACGGGUUAAAGUCCAAAUGAUAUGCUUUGUUUGGCUACUUCUGGAACACAUUUUGACUAACAAUGGGU
Messenger RNA from Daldinia decipiens, 972 nucleotides. Its product is annotated as S-adenosyl-L-methionine-dependent methyltransferase. The coding region runs from base 206 to 577 and encodes 123 amino acids. Gene Ontology annotation, biological process: ergosterol biosynthetic process. Gene Ontology annotation, cellular component: endoplasmic reticulum. The record is from RefSeq and is a predicted model, not a curated record. Gene Ontology annotation, molecular function: sterol 24-C-methyltransferase activity. Lineage: Eukaryota; Fungi; Ascomycota; Sordariomycetes; Xylariales; Hypoxylaceae. The transcript has a single exon.